This is a messenger RNA of Oncorhynchus gorbuscha (pink salmon), 1526 nucleotides long. Its product is annotated as ATP-binding cassette sub-family C member 12-like. Lineage: Eukaryota; Metazoa; Chordata; Actinopteri; Salmoniformes; Salmonidae. Gene Ontology annotation, cellular component: membrane. Gene Ontology annotation, molecular function: ATP hydrolysis activity; ATPase-coupled transmembrane transporter activity; ATP binding. Gene Ontology annotation, biological process: transmembrane transport. The transcript is spliced from 8 exons. The record is from RefSeq and is a predicted model, not a curated record. Bases 17 to 898 code for a protein of 293 amino acids.
CAUACAGUUGACAGGUAUGCUCCAGUACGUGGUAAGGCUGUCUACGGAGCUGGAGGCCAAGUUCCUGUCAGUGGAGAGACUACAGGAGUACAUCGAGGGUUGUGUCUCUGAGGCGCCCAGGAGAGUUAAAGACGCCCUCAUCCCAGAGGGUUGGCCUCAUAAAGGGGCCAUCUCCUUUAAGGACUAUACGAUGAGGUACAGAGCGAACACUCCCAUCGUGCUCGAUGGACUCCAGCUCAACAUCCAGCCCAGGGAGAAGCUGGGCAUCGUGGGGAGGACAGGCUCUGGGAAGUCUUCUUUAGGAGUGGCCCUGUUCCGCCUGGUGGAACCAGCUGCUGGGACGAUCUUCAUAGAUGGGGUGGACACCAGUGCUAUCGGCCUGGAGGACCUCCGCAGUAAACUAUCAGUCAUCCCCCAGGACCCUGUCCUAUUCAUCGGCACUGUCAGGUAUAAUCUGGAUCCUUUCAACAACUAUAGUGACGAGGACAUCUGGUCUGCUCUGGAUAAGACCUUCAUGAAACACACAAUCUCCAGUCUCCCUGAGAAGCUGCAGUCGGAGGUCGUGGAGAACGGGGAGAACUUCUCUGUAGGAGAGAGACAGCUGAUGUGUAUGGCCAGAGCACUGCUACGAAACUCGAAGAUCAUCUUGUUGGACGAGGCGACGGCGUCGAUCGACUCAGAGACGGACUCUCUGAUCCAGCACACCAUCAGAGACGCGUUCCAGGACUGUACCAUGCUGACUAUCGCUCACCGCAUUAACACUGUCCUGGAGUCAGAUCGUAUACUGGUCAUGGACGCCGGAAGGGUGGUUGAGUGUGACAGUCCAGAGGUCCUGAUGCAGAGACCAGAUUCUCAGUUUGCAGCUCUCCUGACUGCAGCCAACACCGUCAACACAUGAGCCUGGACACACUCCCAUCUGUAGUCUGGACACACCCCCAUCUGUAGUCUGGACACACCCCCAUCUCUAGUCUGGACACACCUCCAUCUGUAGUCUGGACACACCUCCAUCUGCAGUCUGGACACACCCCCAUGAGUCUGGUCACACCUCCAUCUGCAGUCUGUACACACCCCCUUGAGUCUGGACACACCUCCAUCUGCAGUCUGGACACACCUCCAUCUGCAGUCUGGUCACACCCCCUUGAGUCUGGACACACAUCCAUAUGCAGUCUGGACACACAUCCAUCUGCAGUCUGGACACACAUCCAUCUGCAGUCUGGUCACACCUCCAUCUGCAGUCGGGACACACAUCCAUCUGCAGUCUGGUCACACAUCCAUCUGCAGUCUGGACACACAUCCAUCUGCAGUCUGGUCACACCUCCAUCUGCAGUCUGGACACACAUCCAUCUGCAGUCUGGUCACACAUCCAUCUGCAGUCUGGACACACAUCCAUCUGCAGUCUGGACACACCUCCAUCUGCAGUCUGGACACACCUCCAUCUGCAGUCUGGUGACACCUCCAUCUGCAGUCUGGUGACACCUCCAUCUGCAGUCUGGACACACAUCCAUCUGCAGUCUGGACACAUCCAU